Cucurbita maxima (winter squash) is the source of this 2685-nucleotide messenger RNA. Its product is annotated as inositol transporter 4-like. Gene Ontology annotation, molecular function: myo-inositol:proton symporter activity. The record is from RefSeq and is a predicted model, not a curated record. Bases 404 to 2131 code for a protein of 575 amino acids. The transcript is spliced from 7 exons. Lineage: Eukaryota; Viridiplantae; Streptophyta; Magnoliopsida; Cucurbitales; Cucurbitaceae. Gene Ontology annotation, cellular component: membrane. Gene Ontology annotation, biological process: transmembrane transport.
UUGGUGGGUGGAAGGAAGUUUAUGAAGAUGGGUUGGUGUGGGCGACAUCCAUUGUCCUCUCCGACGAAGAAGGGAAGUUUGAAAUGCCGGCAGUUCAAAACACGAACUUCCGACCAUGAAUUUAUAUAUUCUAUCUUGAGUGAUUUUAAAAUAGAAAACAGACCCAUCAAAAGCGAUUAGCCUCACGUAACUACUUCCAUCGCUAUUAUUAGCUUCCUAUUUAUAUAUAUGUUCUUAUUACCUCUGCUUUCCAAGAACACCCACUUCUACUCUCUGCUUCUUCUGCUGUGUUUAACCCCAAACUCACACGAAUUAUUGGCUGUUUUUGAAAAUAUUAAGGUUCCCCCAUCUGUUAUUACGAACCUCUGGAGUCAGUAGGGACUCUUGAAGAGAUCGAGUCAAAAUGGUGGAAGGAGGUGCUGCAAAGGCAGACAAGGCAGAGUGUUUAGAGUGUUGGCAAACAACAUGGAAGACACCUUACAUUAUGCGCCUUGCUCUGUCUGCUGGGAUCGGUGGUCUCCUUUUCGGAUACGAUACUGGUGUGAUCUCUGGGGCUAUGCUCUACAUCAGAGAGGACUUUGAAGUUGUUGAUAGGAAAACAUGGCUACAGGAAACCAUUGUAAGUAUGGCUGUAGCAGGUGCUAUCGUGGGUGCUGCAAUAGGUGGCUGGAUGAAUGACAAAUUUGGACGAAAAAAGGCGAUUAUAGUCGCUGAUGUAGUGUUCUUCCUUGGUGCAAUUGUCAUGGCUGUUGCUCCUUUUCCCGGUUUCAUUAUCGUCGGGAGACUUAUAGUUGGGUUCGGGGUCGGAAUGGCGUCCAUGACAGCUCCUCUUUACAUAUCAGAAGCUUCCCCUGCUAGAAUUAGGGGUGCUCUUGUUAGCACUAAUGGCUUGCUAAUUACAGGAGGGCAAUUCCUUUCCUAUUUAAUCAACCUGGCCUUCACUAAGACCAAGUUAACAUGGCGUCUGAUGCUUGGAGUAGCAGGAGUGCCACCUCUGGUUCAGUUUGUUUUGAUGUUAUCGCUGCCUGAGUCUCCUAGGUGGCUUUACAGACGGGAUAAAGUAGAUGAAGCAAGAGCCAUACUGGAGAAAAUCUAUCCAGCUGAUCAAGUUGAGGAUGAGAUGAGACUGUUGCAUGAAUCUGUGGAGACUGAAAAGGCAGAAGAAGGAGCUAUUGGAGAUGGCAGUAUCAUAGCCAAAGUGAAAGGUGCUUUGAGCAACCAAAUCGUCCGAAGAGGGCUCUACGCCGGGAUCAUGGUGCAAGUAGCUCAGCAGUUCUGUGGUAUCAACACUGUCAUGUACUACAGCCCAACCAUCAUCCAGUUUGCUGGAUAUGCUUCCAAUACGACAGCCAUGGCGCUUUCUCUCGUUACUUCCUUUCUCAACGCUGCUGGCUCCGUUGUUAGCAUGGUAUCGGUUGACAGAUAUGGUAGAAGACGUCUUAUGCUCAUCUCGAUGAUAGGGAUUAUCACCUGCCUUGUGGUGUUGGCUGGAGUGUUCUUCCAAUCUGCUCAUCACUCUCCGCCCGUCAACGCCUUGGAAUCUUCUCACUUCGGAAGCAACUCCACUUGUUCAGCUUAUGCCUCAGCUCCAGAUGCAUCUUCAUGGAAUUGCAUGUCAUGUUUGAAGCAACAAUGUGGCUUCUGUGCCAAUGGAGAUAGUGAGUAUCUUCCUGGAGCAUGCUUGGAUUUGACAAAGGAUGUGAGGAGUUCAUGUCGGUCGAAGCACCGAGUAUGGUUCACGGAAGGCUGCCCGAGCAAAAUAGGGUUCUUGGCUGUGGUGGUGAUGGGGCUUUACAUCAUUUCAUACGCACCUGGAAUGGGAACAGUUCCCUGGGUGUUGAACUCUGAAAUUUACCCACUCAGAUACAGAGGAACCGGAGGAGGAAUCGCUGCAGUUUCAAACUGGAUUUCGAAUCUGAUUGUGAGUCAGACAUUUUUGACAUUGGUGGAAGCUCUUGGGGCCGCUGGUACAUUCCUGCUGUUCGCAGGAUUCUCAUUUCUUGGACUCAUUGGUAUCUAUUUCUUGGUACCUGAAACUAAAGGGCUGCAAUUCGAAGAGGUUGAAGAGCUCCUCAGGCAAGGGAAGAAAUAUAAGAGCAGCAGAGACCAGAGGGAAGUUUCUGCACAAUAAUCCUUCAGAAUUGACGCGAACUUUGAUUUAUAACUAACUAAAUGUUUCUUUUGGUGUUCCUUGUGAGAAACUUUUAAUAAGUUGGAAUAAAUUAUGGUUUGUGUGUGUUCUUGUUACUGGUUUUUGGUUGAAUUUGUGUUUAUAAAGACUCUGAUGCUCACAUUUGAGAUUAAGCCCAACAACAACUAAUUAAGAACUGAUUAAUAAAGGCAUUAAACUAGGCUAAUUAACUAACAUUUUGUCCUACAACAGUUCAUAUGCAUCCCGACUCCAGUUUCACCCUGGAAAACAACCGAGGUUCAUUAUUGUUUUACUCUGGAUGAAAGAGUUUGGAAGGGUACCCCUUCAGCUGAAGGACGCCGACACUCGGGUCAUGUAGAAAAAACAUACCUGCUGCUCUGCCCGCUAAUAAUUCACUCCUAAACGACAAGAGGCAGUAAGAGACUUAAACCCUACAAAAUAUUUUUAAAUCUAUGGUGGGGCAUCCCACAGAGCACAGCUUGUGGCCUUCGACAGAGAUGAUGGGUUUAUGUUCAUGAAAAUUCAAAGCCAUG